GGUCAUGCUGUGCGUUCAAUACAAUGUAAAGUUGCGUUGUUUUCGGGCUGGUUUGCUAAAGAGGCUAAUGUAGCUAACAAUAAACGACUAGCCAAUUUCAUGCCACAAUCACAAAGACGAACAGGAAUGCUAUGAAUGCUCCGAGACCUGAUGUGACAUCCAACGGGCAACUCGGAAGGCUGGCGUCCGAGGAUUCAGGAACGCAUCCUCUCCCCGACACGUGCAAACUUUUCUGAUUGGUUGUUGGGAUGUCGUCAGGUUCCUGCAUAUAAAAUGAGGAACGUUUUGGUUACCGGUGGGUGGUCCCAAAUGCGAUAAGAUGCAUUUUGUUUUCACGGAUCAACGGCCGCCUUGGAAAAUCAUGUCCUGUUCUUGGCAGAGCGCUUUAAUAGUGAUCACAUUGUACUCUUGAAUGCAGAUAUUAAUGUGAUAGCCAGUUGCAACCCAAAUGUUUUUAUUAUUCGUGGUUUCCAUUACUACAAAACUGGUUUCUGCAGCCCUAAGGUAGCCCUUGUUGCUCUGUAUUGACCUCUACUUCCUAUCAGGUGUAAACAGUGUCCAUGCUGGUGACAGGACCACAGCGGGCAGUGCGCACAACCCGGCCGCAGCCUGUUUCCAAACAGAACACUGCCAGUUUAAAUUCUUAACUUGUUUUUUUUUAUAGAGUUCAUGAGUAUGAAAGAUUUUAUAGAGUAGCCUACAUGAGUGCAACACAAGUUCCGACCGUGAUCCGAUAUUCUCCCCGGUCUCCUCGCGCACUUCCUUGAUAACAUCCCAGCUUGUUGUUGAUUCGUUGUGACUUGGUUGUCGUCACGUUGAAAGCGACAUCGAACUGCUUAAGUUAUAUUUAAGCAUUAAGUUGUUCCUAGUAAAGGACGUUACUUGUCGGCGGUGUAGCCAAAUUAGCUGAAUUGCUAGUAAGUUUUGAAACUAACUAGGGAUUUCAAAGUGGAGUACUUUACGCACAGGCGUGGUGACUUACGCAUAGCUGUUGCAGCGCCCGCCGUCACACCCACUUACCUACUGUUCUAUGCUGGAUAAUGCUGGAUAAAGAGUUUAGUUUCCCGUCAGGGACCAUGGACAUAAAAACUCCUAAUGCUCGCUCUCCCAAACCUCGUUGAGGAUCCACAAUCGCUCCUUCGUCUAGUGUUGGUUUUCUCAUAGAAAUCAGCAUGUUGAAGAGUCAGCCUCCCACCAAAAAUGCCAAGGAGAAGAGCAACAGCGCCACCCUACUGGCCACACAUGGUGACUGGGACAAAGAAGGAUGUGGGAGGAUCUUAGAAGGCUGCAGCUCAGAGAAAGAUUCGGGCUACUCUGACAACGGGUCUGACCAGCAGCACACGGAUGCAGGGUUGCUACGACGCAUCGUCACAGGCCAGUCCGGCCCCAAGGGUUACGGUGAAGUGCCGAGGCAGUGUCCUGUCCAGCUCCCCAGCCAGGGCCCGCCUCAUCAGGCCCCACGCCGCACGGAGACCGAUGCUCUGAUGCUACCAGGGAGCGAUCGUGUCAGCCCAGUCUAUAUCAUACAGAACCCGAUGCCCCACCAGGAGAGGUCCACAGUCCACAAGGCGGAUGUGAAACCUAUGAUGUGGACAAACCCCAAAGAUGGGUCUGGCGGCGCCAGCCCCGGCCAGGUGCUGCUAGUACAGCAGACCAGCCUGGCUCCAUCCCGGCCGCCUCUCACCAAGCACCGCAACAAGUCCCAAACCCGCAUGGUUCUGGGCACGGGGAGGCGAAAACCCACCUUCCUCCGCAUCGCCCCACAUCCCAGCAAGACAUCCCCGGAGAACAACUCACCGAGCCCGGGCCUGAGACGUCCCAGCAAGCGGGUGUUGUGUCCCGAGCUCAAGAGAGACGAGCCUGCAUCUGCAGCCAGCAGCUCCCGCCCGCCGCGUACCCCUUCCUCCUCAUCUGCCUUGCGAGCGACCAAAGGGACCAUCCCCGCCGGCGCGGCCUGCUACCGCCGCUUCCUCCACACCGUGAAGGCCCUGAAGCAGUCGGGUCUGCUGGACAUCACCCUGCGCACCCAGGAGCUCAUGCGUCGGAGCACGGCCACUGAGCGCGACAUCGCCCAGCUGAGCCAGCACACCCGCCUGCUGAGUCAGCUGGCCGGCCAACCGGGCGCCGCUAGCCAGGUGUCGGACGGACACGCGCCGUGGGAGAGGCUUCACCGGGCCAUGGCCCAGUCAGGUGGCUACCCCAGCCUCAAGGUCCCGCACCGUGAGCCCCACUCACCGAGUCGCGACGGCGAUCUCCCCGUCUCCCCCUCAUCCUCCCCCACGCUCCCGCCCGGCCCGAGCCAGAACACCACUGGUUCUGAACCCUCCGGGAAAGUCAGCUUCAUGCCUCCUGACAGUUCUACGGGUUAAGAAGUCUUCAGCGUCAGGGUGGAGCAUUGGUCUAAAACCCUUUGGUAAAGGUUAUGUUCCCGGGGCUAAAUGGGCUUGGUUAUUUUUGUACAUCGGUCCAAUUUGACUGUAAGACUGUAAAACAGUAGCUUUAAAAGCAAGUAGCUUUAAAGGCCAUUGUAAAUGGCUGUUGUUCUGUCUCAUGGCUUAGAGCUCCUUUCUCUUUUUGAAAGAGAAAUGAUUUGUAUUGGCCAAAGCAGAGAUGUGGCCUUGGUGCCAACUUUUAUUAAAUCAAUGCCUUAAAGAAAAGCUGAAGAUAGUCUGGUUAGCCGAUAAAAGAAUAAUGAUCUGAAUAAUCCAAGGGAUUUCCUAAGGGUUGUCUGCACCCCAAAUUCACAUGAGAUGCAGAGACUAUUGUGCCUUUAAAAUCACUAUAGCAAUCAUUAAAUAAGUCAUCCGUGUGGUUGACAGAGGUGUUAUUUUUAUAGAGGGGAGAUGACGAUACUACACUUGUUGCCUUCCGAGGCAUGACUCAGAAGGCAACUUGAUAAGGUGGUCAUGGAAAAGGAAAUGUGUGCAACAGAAAACUCUGGUAAAUUGUAUGUUGCAUCGAUGUAUGCCAAGACUGAGCCUUGAAAGUUCUAACUUAUUUAUUUGUCGCCCAUAAAAUGUUAUGAUUUGGGCACAUGCUAAAUUAAAUGUAUGUAUUCGUGAAGUCCAGAUGUUUGCGUUAAUCACAACAAGGUUUUGCAUAUUUAUACACACAUUUCGGUGUAUUGGUAAUUGUGGCCAAACCAAUUUUUUUUUGGGUUCAAUAAUUGACUAUGCUAAACUAUUACUUUUCAUAACAUUUUGUGGUCACAAAGAUGAGACUUUUUUAACUGACCUUUUUUUACUUACUCUAAAUGACCUACACUUUUGCACCAUAUGCCUUCAAAUGCUGAUAAUACAGGAACUCAAUCAAUAUGACCUGAAUGAAAGCCUUAAUAAACUGGAGUGAAGUGACAUUAUGACCAUCCUUCAAUACUAAAUAAAUAUUAUAUUUAAUUUAUUAAUGAAA
Molecule: messenger RNA, 3408 nt
Organism: Gadus macrocephalus (Pacific cod)
Lineage: Eukaryota; Metazoa; Chordata; Actinopteri; Gadiformes; Gadidae
Exons: 4
Coding region: 1173-2369 (398 amino acids)
Biological process (GO): negative regulation of circadian rhythm; negative regulation of DNA-templated transcription
Cellular component (GO): nucleus
Source: RefSeq, a predicted model, not a curated record